This is a messenger RNA of Pneumocystis jirovecii RU7, 291 nucleotides long. RefSeq lists its product as uncharacterized. Gene Ontology annotation, molecular function: RNA binding. Lineage: Eukaryota; Fungi; Ascomycota; Pneumocystomycetes; Pneumocystales; Pneumocystaceae. The coding region runs from base 1 to 291 and encodes 96 amino acids. Gene Ontology annotation, cellular component: U4/U6 x U5 tri-snRNP complex; precatalytic spliceosome; U6 snRNP. The transcript has 3 exons. The record is from RefSeq and is a predicted model, not a curated record. Gene Ontology annotation, biological process: mRNA splicing, via spliceosome.
AUGAGUGCACUUCAAGCAUUUGUCAAUAAAAAAGUUAUGAUUGUUACAUCAGAUGGCCGAAUUUUAACAGGACAUUUAACAGGAUUUGACCAAACAACAAAUCUUAUUAUUUCUGAAGUUGAUGAAAAGCUAUUUUCCAUGGAAGGGACCCAAGUAACCAAAGUAGAUGGAGCAUACUUGGUUCGUGGGGACAAUAUUGCAGUAAUAGGCCUAGUAGAUUCUGAAAUUUAUGACCAGAUUGAUUGGACUCAAGUAAAAGCAGAAGGAAUUAAACCAACAAGAACAUAUUAA